CUCCCGGGAGACGUGACAACAAUUUCUGACAUCUGACAGUUACCGCUUGUUUUGAUUGAUUUUUCCGCACAUUUUUGGCACUUUCUUAUCAGUAUUUAAGCAAACACUUCAUUUUUGUGCGAGCUACGUUGCAAAGUAACCUAGAAAUGCGCGAUUUGUGGAUUUUUGCGCUCGUGUGUGUGAGUCUUAGUUCGGGGGCGACACCGGACGAGGAGUCGUGCCAUAGGUUUGGGGCCGGCACGGUGUACCCCCUGGGGGUGGACCCCAAGAAGUCUGAGCAUAAGUUACAGUGGACGCAAGCUGUCAUCUCCAAACCGGCCCCCUUUUGGGAGAGCACGGCUGUGGUCGACGGGGAGUUUGUUCAGUUGAAAUCCACCGAUUUUUUGGGGAAGUAUUUAGUGUUCUUUUUUUACCCCCUUGAUUUUACUUUUGUGUGCCCCACUGAAAUUCUGGCGUUCAGUGACCGGAUCCAAGAAUUUCGCGAUAUUAAUACGGAGGUUGUUGCCUGUUCAGUUGAUUCGCAUUUUACUCAUCUUGCUUGGAUUAACACGCCUAGGAAAGAAGGAGGGCUUGGGAAAGUCAAAAUUCCGCUUUUGUCGGACUUGAAUCAUAGCAUAUCCAAGUCAUAUGGCGUGUUUUUGGAGGAUUUAGGACACACUCUUAGGGGCUUAUUUAUUAUAGACACUAAAGGAGUGCUAAGGCAAAUCACUAUGAAUGAUUUGCCGGUUGGCAGAAGUGUUGAUGAAACUUUAAGACUGGUUCAAGCCUUCCAAUACACCGAUAAACAUGGAGAAGUGUGUCCUGCGGAGUGGAAACCCGGCCAGGAUACAAUAAUACCUAAUCCAAUUGAGAAGAAGAAAUAUUUUGAGAAACACUAAUCAUCACAAAAUCAAAUGCAUCAUCAAAAUAAUACUUUUUUUAUUGACAUCACUUGAUAAAUAAAAAGAACGAAAAAGCGAACCAUAAAUAAAAUUUACAAUACGUAACAAA
Molecule: messenger RNA, 990 nt
Organism: Tribolium castaneum (red flour beetle)
Lineage: Eukaryota; Metazoa; Arthropoda; Insecta; Coleoptera; Tenebrionidae
Gene: Prx4
Product: Peroxiredoxin 4
Exons: 5
Coding region: 147-878 (243 amino acids)
Biological process (GO): cell redox homeostasis; response to oxidative stress; cellular response to stress
Cellular component (GO): cytosol; endoplasmic reticulum
Molecular function (GO): thioredoxin peroxidase activity
Source: RefSeq, a predicted model, not a curated record